Messenger RNA from Ectocarpus sp. CCAP 1310/34, 1761 nucleotides. The record is from the annotation of a GenBank genome assembly. NCBI's taxonomy places the organism in Eukaryota, Phaeophyceae, Ectocarpales, Ectocarpaceae.
AGAGAGCACGAGGCUCGCCAUGUUCCGGUGCGUGUUGCGGCUUGUGUCGCCUACCUUCCUCCCACAGCAGCCGCCCACCGCCGUUCCGUACCCAUCCUUGGCUAGGAAGCUUCGUGCGGAACCGCUGUCGUUCGUCACUUCUCCACGACCCGUCGGCGUGUAAGCGGGAAGAUGGCGGCCCCUGUGCAGGCGGAGGAAUUCUCGGCGAGAAAAUGGAAAGAUGGCGAAGCUCACGAGGUGUUGCCGAAGGUGUUUUUGGGCUCAAUGGAGGCGGCGAGGGACAAAGAGAGUCUCAAGGCCCACGGCGUUACGCACGUUCUAACGGUUAACGGCAAGGAGCCGGCUUUCAAAGACGACUUUGAGUACAGGGUAAUCAAAUUCGGUGGUGAUGACGGACCCCUCACGCCUCAUUUGAGCGAAAGCCUACCGUUUGUCGACGACGGCGUGGCUGCCGGUGGCGUCCUGAUCCAUUGCACACACGGUACCGGGAGAAGCGCAGCGAUGGCGAUUGCCGCGGCGAUGAAAGAAAAUGGGAAAGUGCCCCAAGUAACGCCCAGGACGGGCUUGCUGCACCCCGCUUAGUUUACCUUUCACACUAGCGCGGGCCUAGCCUUCCGCGGGUUGUGCAGUCACGCGCAAUCGGUCGACUCCCACAACAACAGACACCAUGGAGGGCAUCGACCUCUCCGCCCUUAGCGGGGACGAGCUACAACAAAAAGUGGAGGAGAUCGUCCAGCAACGAGUACAAGCCGAACUUGAAGCUGACAGGAUCAACGAGGGCGAAGUCACCUACGCCCAACCACCAGCCGGCAACCCAGUCCCACCUACUGGCAACCAGCCAUCACCCUCCAGCCAGGGCAAACCAGCCACCUUCAACGAUCCCAGCAGCGUCGCACACAUCGUGGCACAAGCGGCUAAGGCGACAGCUGAGGCCAUUGCUUUCAACAACAGGGCUUUGCCCGCUCAGGCACGUUGAAUUUACGUGUGAACCCUGGCUCAGAAAUAGAACCUUGGCUUGGUAGCGUGAAGAAGGAGCAGGACUUGUGUAUUAUGUUUGAUAUUGUUCGUGGUAAGAUGACGUCAUGUUGCCGCAGGUCGGCAUGCUGUGCAUCCCAGUCUUCGAGGGCAACCAGGGGGCGAUUCAACUAGCGCAGAACCCCAUCUCAAAGUCGAACUCGAAGCACAUGGGUAUAAGGCACCACUUUCUCAGGGAGCUGGUAGAGAGGAAGGAAAUUUCGGCGAUCCACGUGCCGUCGCCAUACCAGCGUGCAGAUUUUCUUACGAAGAGCUUGCCGAAGGACACUUUCGAGUCUCACCGUGAUUUGUGAUGAAUUUGGCAUGACCAUUUAUUGUUUUUCUGAUGGGUUGUGUUUAGGUUUUGUUUUGUUUCCCGCGCAUGAGGUAUCAAUCGUGCGCGAUGCAGUAUCCAAGUUUCUUGGAAUUCUUUUCAUUUUCUAACAUUUUGGAAGUAAUCUUGAUGGCUUAUGUUCUGGGAAAGCCGUCUUUUGGUUGAGACAUCGGGUGUUGGCGAAGUUUUCAGCGAGAAACUGUUGCGAGCACGGGGGAUGUUCGAUAUACUCGCAGCAGUAUCUGGUGGUGAAGAUCCCAGGGGGAUACGUGUUCGUAAUUUCGUGUGUUGUAGGGUACCACUGGUGCAGUCACGGGGACCCUUCUGGCGUGGUUGGUGCGAUGACUGGGUGCGUACUGCGCACUUGUUCUCUCUCUCCACCGCCACCGCCGUCUCUCCAAUCAAGUUUCCUU